AUGAGCACAGAAACACAAGUCUUUCCCAAAUACAAAGUAAAGAAGCUGGAGCUGUCUGAAGAAGGAGAAGAAGCUAUUCUGUUUGCAAAAAACGAAAUGCCUGGGAUAGCGUACUUGCGAAACAAAUACGCCGAAGAAAAGCCGCUGAGGGGGGCAAGGAUAUCCGGGUGCCUGCAUAUGACAGUGCAGACCGCCGCCAUGAUCGAGCUUUUGGUGGACAUGGGGGCAGAUGUUGCGUGGUGCUCCUCAAACAUUCUUAGCACGGAAGACAAGGCCGCAGCUGCUUUGGCGCAGAGGGGCCUGAGCAUAUAUGCGUGGAAGGGGGAAACCGACGAGGAGUACAAGUGGUGCUUGCAGGCAGUGCUUUCCAAGUGGGAAAACGGCCCAAACAUUGUAAUAGACGAUGGAGGCGACUUGACAAACCUUCUCCACACAGAGUACAGCCACCUUCUCUCUGGGAUAAUAGGCCAAACAGAGCAAACAACGACCGGCACGCACAUUCUCCAGAGCAUGCACAAGAGAGGCGUUCUGCAGAUCCCCGCGAUUUGCAUCAACGAAAGCGUGAUGAAGAGCAAGUUUGACAACAUAUACGGGUGCAGAGAGUCUCUUACCGACGGGAUAAAAAGAGCCACGGACGGGAUGAUUGCUGGAAAAAGAGUGCACGUGUGCGGGUUUGGAGACGUGGGCAAGGGCUGUGCGCAGGCCAUGUCUAGGAUGGGCGCGGUUGUGACAAUUUCAGAAGUCGACCCAAUAUGUGCCAUGCAGGCGGCCAUGGAGGGGUACCAGAUAAGGCAAGUCGAGCAGGUGGCGGGAGACGUCGACAUUUGGGUGACAGCAACAGGAAACCGGGACAUCCUCACGGGCGAAACCAUCCAAAAGAUGAAGCACAUGGCAGUUCUGUGCAACAUUGGGCACUUCAACGUGGAGAUAGAUGUCGAGUGGAUAUACGCACACGCAGAGAAGCGGAUCAGCAUGGGGAACAACGCAGAGCGGAUUCUUAUGCCAAACGGCAAGUCCCUGGUUCUUCUUGCAGAGGGGCGCUUGGUGAACCUGGGGUGCGCCACAGGCCACUCAAGCUUUGUGAUGAGCACAAGCUUCUCGUGCCAGGUGCUUGCUGUCAUGCGCCUGUGGACAGAGUUCAAGGCAAGCGCUGAGAGCCGAGGAAACGUGCUUUUCCUUACAAGAAAGGAGGACGAGGAGAUUGCACGAAUGCAUCUGCUGGGGAUGGGCCAUGCGCUGACAAAGCUCACGCCCGCGCAGUCCUCAUACAUGAGCGUGCCUGUUGAGGGGCCGUAUAAGAGCGACGCAUACCGAUAUUAA
Messenger RNA from Nematocida major, 1320 nucleotides. RefSeq names its product adenosylhomocysteinase. Bases 1 to 1320 code for a protein of 439 amino acids. Gene Ontology annotation, molecular function: adenosylhomocysteinase activity. Gene Ontology annotation, cellular component: cytosol. The record is from RefSeq and is a predicted model, not a curated record. Lineage: Eukaryota; Fungi; Microsporidia. The transcript has a single exon. Gene Ontology annotation, biological process: L-methionine cycle.